AUGUCUCUGUCACGAGCUUUUACUACGCGCAAGCUCAAGCUGGGCUCUGAUUCCGGCGACGGCAAGGGCCCUCAUCGCUCGCAUACCCUUCGCCACAAGAUCUCGGCUCCCGUCCAGCUGGUUCACACUACCAACAUGCUCUCAUACAACGCGCCCGAUCUGCCCAAAGGCGGCCCAGCUAUUCCUGCUGUCCCUCGCGUCCCCGCCGUCCCUGCUAUUCCUACUGCUCCUGCACGAACCAACUCUGCCAAAUCUCUCGACGACUCCGACAGCUUCGCCACCAACGAAUCGACGCCGCCAACCAGCCCAGACAUUGCGACAGGCGAGCGCACGCCUUCUCCCAAGCCGAACCACCUUUCAGGCUACUUUAAGAAUUCGACCAAGACCGCUGCCCCAGUCGAGCCCGAGCCUGCGCCCGCUCCGAUGAUUCCCCAGCGUUCUCCUACGCACACCAAGAAGAACUCGGUCGAUGCCGUUGCCAGGUCGCGAUCCAUAUCCCGCAUUUCUCGAGAUUCAGAUCUGUCUGCCGCGUCCCGGAGUCUCCAGGCCUUCUCCCGAACCCCGUCCGUAUCGACGCACUCCUCGGCGCAUUCUUCAUCCAUCUCGAAUCGAUCUUUGAAACAGCCUACAUCGCCCGCAGCCCCCGCAGCCCCCAUGGCUUUCGCAGCCCCCAGGGCUCUCAAGACUCCUACGGCUCCUACGGCCCAAUCAGCCCCGACCCCCCUGCCUGUGCAACCUCCCAUCUCAGCGCAACAUCACGUAUCCAAGGACUCUAAUCCUUUUGGACCGGAACUGGGUCAAUUGACGGAACUUGCGGAAGAGUUUAGCUCCGUGACCCAGAUGGAGCUAGCUGACGAGGACUCGGAGUACAUCCGCUCCAAGGGCCUCGUCAGGCUGCGUCCCGACGACUAUCUGAGCAUGAUCCAGGGCAUGUCUUCCAUCUUCUUCUCGGAACCUAGUCACCCAGCUCCUGCAGCUGCGGCCCCGCUCUGGAUCUAA
Messenger RNA from Trichoderma aggressivum f. europaeum, 999 nucleotides. RefSeq lists its product as uncharacterized. The record is from RefSeq and is a predicted model, not a curated record. The transcript has a single exon. Lineage: Eukaryota; Fungi; Ascomycota; Sordariomycetes; Hypocreales; Hypocreaceae. Bases 1 to 999 code for a protein of 332 amino acids.